UCCCCGAGCGAGGGAGGGAGGCCCCCGGCGGCCCGAACUGCGAGCCGCGGCGGGACCGAGCGCACGCAGGGGCGCGCCGGUGGCCGGGCGGGACGGGCUGCGGAGGCGGCUGUCGCGAGCACGGGAGGCCAGGGGCCGGGCCGCCACCGGAGGGCACUACGUGCCCAGUGCGGGAAGGGACCCGCCACCCCCGGCCCCCCACGCGGGGACAGCGAUGCGGUGCACCCCGAGAUCCCGGUAGCCUCAUAUCUGUGGCGGUGAUGGAUGAGCCGUGGUGGGAAGGGCGCGUCGCCUCGGACGUACACUGCACUCUGCGCGAGAAGGAACUGAAGCUGCCCACCUUCCGCGCCCGCUCGCCGCUCCUGAAGAGCCGUCGGUUCUUCGUAGACGUGCUGACCCUGCUGAGCAGACACUGCCACCUCUGCCCCUCAGCCCGGCACCUCGCCAUCUACCUUUUGGACCAUUUUAUGGACCUGUACAACAUCACCACCCCCAAGCAGCUGUACACGGUGGCUGUCUCCUGCCUCCUGCUGGCAAGUAAGUUUGAGGACAGGGAAGACCGCGUGCCCAAACUGGAGCAGAUAAACAACACAAGGAUCCUAAGCAGCCAAAACUUCUCUCUCACCAAGAAGGAGCUGCUGACCACAGAACUUCUGCUCCUGGAGGCUUUCAACUGGGACCUUUGCCUGCCCACGCCCGCCCAUUUUCUGGACUACUACCUCUUGGCCUCCAUCAGCCAGAAGGACCACCACUGCCACGCCUGGCCAACCCCCUGCCUCCGAAAGACCAAAGAGUGCCUCAAGGAGUAUGCCCACUACUUCCUGGAAGUUACCCUGCAAGAUCAUAUAUUUUACAAAUUCCAGCCUUCCGUGGUCGCUGCAGCCUGUGUCGGGGCCUCCAGGAUCUGCCUUCAGCUCUCUCCCUACUGGACCAGAGACCUGCAGAGGGUCUCCAACUACUCCCUGGAGCAUCUCAGCACAUGUAUUGAAAUCCUGCUGGUAGCAUAUGACAAUGUCCUCAAGGAUGCCGUGGCCGUCAAGAGCCAGGCACUGGCCAUGGUGCCCGGCUCGUCAUCAGCUCCUGCCCAAGUGCUGUUCCAACCACCCACCUACCCUACCCUCAGCCAGCCACCAACAACACUAGCCCAGUUCCAGAGUCCAGCGCAGGACUUGUGCUUGGCAUAUCGGGACUCAUUGCAGGUCCACCGCUCAGGGACCUUGCUCUCAGGAGACACUGGUCCAUCCCUCCACACGCCAUACCCAGCUCUCCAGCCCUUGGAUAUGUGUCCCGUGCCCGUCCCCGCAUCCCUUAGCAUGCAGAUGGCCAUAGCAGCUGAACCCAGGCACUGCCUUACUGCCACCUACGGAAGCAGCUACUUCAGCGAGAGCCACAUGUUCCCCGCAGGCUGUUUUGACAGCUAGGCCACGUGUGGACCGCAGGGAGAAUCCUGGAAGACCCAGACAAAGAAAGGAAAUACCUAAGAGAAGAGCCCAUCCAGGUGAGGCAAAGAACCUUUCAAUAGAGAGGGUCUUUGCUUUUUCCAAAAACAAGCCAACAAAAUGACACAUCCAGGGAUGCAUCUGUCUGGGAAACCUCUUCCCUGUGUGCCUGGAGGACCAAGACAUGGCUCUGUGACCAUUCCCUUGAGCUGGGGUAUCUGAUGGAGCAUAGCAGACUUGGACACUGGGGACUGCGUACAUCCAGGUUUCUCAAAGACUACUUUUCACAGCAAUGCCACUGAAAAAGAAGGGGCACCUGACACAUUUGUCUCCGUCCCUAGAAGAUCCAUCCCGAGUGUCUUUCUCUCCCUAGCUCUGCUCCAAGGGCCCCAUGGCCCGUCUUUAUGCCUGAGCACUGACCCCAUGAGGCUCAGUGCCUGGCUAUCUUGUCCUUUGUUUUUGCACCCCAAAUUUUUUCAUUCUUCUAGAUAUUUCCCAUGCUGCUGCUUCCUGGAACAGUCUAGCUUUCUAUCCUGAAAAAAAACAAAAAACAAAAAAAACAAAAAAAGAACCAUCUUGUUUACAUACCGUGUCAGGGAAUUUUGUGAUACUUGAAAAUUUCCGUAGGAGCAAAAAGUUUGAAUUGCUACACUGUCUGUCCCACAUGAGGCUGUAUCUUUUAGUAACCCAACUUGGGACCAACUGGUGGAUAACAACAGUGCCGGAUACCACCUCUCAGUCUCCUCUCUCUGGAAGAGGCCACCCCUGGGAUGCCAGUGUUCACCUAUUGGACUUGGAUUACUGCCCCCUGGUGGGGGGAAUGUUUUUUGGAGGAAGACAAAGAUUCGAACUGGUCCUUCCUUCCAUCACAUGCUUAGAGUGCUGAGGCUAAACUGAUCCCAGAUUUGAGUUUGGUCGAUAGGGUAAUCACACUGUGGAAUAUUAGAAAAGUGGGGGGGGGGCACUAACGUGGUAUACGUCACCAGCAUUGACAGGCAAGAGAUUGCUGGAGCAAAAGCCCAUGUCUGGGAGCUGCAGUGCGAGGGCUCAGGAACACUGUCACCGUGUGCAAUAUGUUAUGACUAUGACUCAUAGCCUAUGCUUAAGAUGUUCUUGUGGUUGGUUGUUUUUUUACCCCUCUGGUCAGGGGACAUGCUGUUCACCCAUCAGAAUUGGAAGGGAGGUGCAAAAGACCACAGAAACAAAUUGUAAUUUUCUUUUUGAAAAGACUGUGUCUCCAUUGGUUUUUGUUUGGUCUUUUUCUUGGGACGGGGAGAGACUUCUUUUUUAUGUUUUUUGAGAUCCAUCUGAUGUAGCUAAGGCUACACUCAAACUUAGCGCAUAGCCAAAUCUUGCUUUGAACUCCCAAUCCUCCCACUUCAACCUCCAAUGUACGCCACCACACCUCGCCUCCCGUCUUGACUCUCUUUGUCUGAAUCCAAGAGACCACAGCAGGGACUGCCAGGAAGGUGGCCACAUGCUACUGAGUCAGAUUUCACGGCGAUAGGGCUUUUCUGAGCAAAUGAAUGUCUCGUGGAGACAGAAUAAGGAAACAGCUAGAUGCAGAGGAGGUGCUGCCAUUUUCUCAAUUAGCAUAGGAACCUGCACAUUCGUUUGGUGUGUGUGUGUGUGUGUGUGUGUGUGUGUGUGUGUGUGUGUGUAACUGGUUUGGAGUCUAUUAUAUCUGUCUCCGGGCUGGGGCUUUUGAGAGAAGCAUCUCCACUGGGGCCCCAGAACUAGCCUGAUUCUCAGGACCAGAUGUCCUGCAAUAAAUACAUCGCCUGCUCUUGAUGUCUGCUGCCUUUGUCUGGACAUCUCUUAGCAGGUCAGCCCUUUCCCGCCUGUCUCUGCUCUACCUCAGUGGGAGUGUCCUUUGGGUGAGAGGUGAAAGAGAUCAAGAAGUGUAUGAGCUUUCUCGUGUCUGUGACAGAAGGAGCCAAUAAAGCGACCUAAAGGAGAAAAUGUUUAUUUCAGCUCAUGGUUUGAAAUGCAGUCCACGGUGGCAGAGAAGCCAUGGUGGGCAAGGGGAGCUUGUGACAGCCGUGGCAGGAAGAUCUUCACGGAUCAGGAGCAGAAAUGAGACAGGAAGUAGAGCCAGGCUGUCAGUGUCAGGGCUGGGUCCCUAGGGAUCUACUCCCUCCAGCAAGGUCCCAACCACAAAAGGUUCCACAACCUCCCAAGACAAAGCCACCAGCUGAGGACCAGGUGUGGUCUCACAGGAGGCUGUGAGAGACCUUUUACAGUAUUGGAGCUGUCAGCAACAAGACCAGUGCUUCUGGACCUGAGUCGUUCCCUCUAAGCAGGAAGAAUGAGUGGGGCAUGACCUCCCAACCUGGAGGCUGGCAAACCCGGGAUUCUUAGACUUCAUGCCAGCAGGUUAACAGUUGAUAGGACACAGCAGUGAAAGUCUGAAAUUCCCAGAGCUGGCCAUCAAGCCAGGAACUUGGGUAAUUUCUUUGUUGCAACCUUGAGGCAACAUUUCCUUUUCUGGGAAACUUUAGUCAUUUCUCUAAAAGCCUUUAGCUAGCUCAGUGAGACCCCAUUCACCUGCUGUUCUUGAAGUCACACAUCUAAGAAAUAAUCACAUCUGGGGGUAAAAUAUCAUCACAGCAAUGCCUAGACUAGUUUUUCAUUAAACAACAGCACCAUAGCUUCACAGAGUGAACCCACAUAAUUAACUAUAGUUAGUAGCUGUUGGGAGAGAAUUGGGCAGCCUCUCCUACCCUGUCUUCUUACCCGUUAAAAUGGGGGUGGUGACCACACUUGCCUGCUGGGGUCUCAUGAUCAACAACAGAAUGCACAUCAAGGCCAGUAUCAUUAAAAUGAUACAUACGAUGGACUGCUAUUUAUUAUAAUAAUAAUUGCAUUUGGUUUGCAGUAACAGCAGACUAUGUUGCCCAGGCUGGUCUUGAAUACCUGGAUUCAACUGAUAUUUCCAUCUUGGCCUCCCAAAUAGCAAAGAUAGAUGCAGGAGGCCACUGCGUAGCUAAGACACCUUUCAAGGGCUGAGAAGGUAGCUCUCUGGCUGAGCUGCAGAGUACUCGGCUACUAUGCAGAGAUCUGGUGUCAUUCCCAGUACCACAGAAGGUGAGAAAGGCAAAGAGAGAAAGAAGAAAGGGAAAGCAAAAGACAGAAGAGAUAUCUAGGUGGUACAUGUCUUACAAGGGCAAAAACAUGAGGCUAGAUCUCCAGAAAGCAUAUUGUUUCGUGCCAGAUACGGUAUUGUAUGUCUGUAAUCCCAGCACUAGCUUGGGAUACGCAGCAGCAAGUAAGAAGAGAUCUAGUCUCAAGCAAGGACCAGUGCCGAAGGCUGCACACAUGCCGUGGCAUAGGUACACUUGAA
Messenger RNA from Apodemus sylvaticus (European woodmouse), 4782 nucleotides. RefSeq names its product cyclin J like (gene Ccnjl). Gene Ontology annotation, biological process: regulation of cyclin-dependent protein serine/threonine kinase activity; mitotic cell cycle phase transition. Lineage: Eukaryota; Metazoa; Chordata; Mammalia; Rodentia; Muridae. The transcript is spliced from 6 exons. Gene Ontology annotation, molecular function: cyclin-dependent protein serine/threonine kinase regulator activity. Gene Ontology annotation, cellular component: cytoplasm; cyclin-dependent protein kinase holoenzyme complex; nucleus. The record is from RefSeq and is a predicted model, not a curated record. The coding region runs from base 261 to 1421 and encodes 386 amino acids.